AUGGACGACGCUGUAAUGGCCGUCAACGGAGGAAUGUCAGUCCGCCGUGCUGCUGAACAAUUCAAUGUUCCAAAGUCGACGUUGUCAGAUAGAUUAACUGGAAAGGUCAAGGUCGACAGUGUUUGGGGGAAGAAGCCUCGGCUAUCUGCGGUCGAUGAAGGCGCCCUGAUAAGUGCUGCUACAGCUCGUGCUGAUAAGGGCCUGGGAUUCUCUAAGAGCAAUUUCAUGAGAUUCGUCGGCGUCUUUGCAGACGAAAAUGGAAAGUCCUUCGAAAACGGGCGACCAUCCGACAUGUGGUGGAGAAAUCUGAAGGCACGGCAUCCAAACUUCUCACUUAGAUGUCCAGAGCCUACAGCAGCUAACAGACAUGCUGCCAUGACAAGGAGCCGGAUUCACUCAUAUUUUCAAGACCUCAAAGGAGUCCUUGAAAAAUAUAAUUUUGACAAGACUCCGGAAAGGAUUUGGAAUAUGGACGAAACCGGCGUCCAGAUGUCUCACAAGCCCGUGAAAGUUAUUGCUUCUAAAGGCUCCCGCACUGUACACGGUAGAGCUAGCAUCUCUCGGGAAACGACAACCGUUAUAGCCUGUGGGAACGCGUCCGGUCGUUGCAUACCACCGUACUUCAUUUUCCCUGGCAAGACAACAAAAAAGCUUCACGGGUUUGACACCGAGUCCUGCAGAGAUCCGACUUCACCUCUCUACGGGGCGAAGUUUAGUGUCAGCGAGUCAGGAUGGACGAAGGAAGGAAUAGCCCAUCUUUGGUUUACCAACCACUUUCUUCCAAGCAUUGGACCAGUUCGCCCCCAACUUUUGAUCUUCGACGGACAUGGAUCUCACAACAACUUGGAAUUUCUCAAGCUAGCACGUCAAGAGAGCAUCAUCCUUGGGGAGCUGCCAAGCCAUACCAGCCACUGGACCCAGCCAUUUGAUAGGUCGGUUUUCAAAUCUCUCAAAAGCAGUUGGAAUGCAAAUGUCGACGAAUUUAUCAAAAUCACGGGUGUUUCUCUUGGAAAUUCAAGUUUUCUACGUGUGUUUGGUAAAGCAUUGGCGGCAUCUGUAACUCCAAGCAAUGUCAUUAGCGGGUUCCGAGCAACCGGUAUUCACCCGUUCAAUCCAAGCGCCAUUCCUGACCUCGCGUACCUACCAAGUACGGAACUUGCUUUGAUAGCAUGGGAACUGUUUUCGUUACAUACAAAAUUUCGCCGAUUUUAA
Dreissena polymorpha is the source of this 1212-nucleotide messenger RNA. RefSeq lists its product as uncharacterized. The record is from RefSeq and is a predicted model, not a curated record. Gene Ontology annotation, molecular function: DNA binding. Lineage: Eukaryota; Metazoa; Mollusca; Bivalvia; Myida; Dreissenidae. The transcript has a single exon. Gene Ontology annotation, cellular component: nucleus. The coding region runs from base 1 to 1212 and encodes 403 amino acids.